CACACGUGGUUUCUACAUUAGCUCGCUGCUGGAGGCAACAAUGCAGGAGUCCCCACUCAUAGGGUUCUCUGACGGCCCCAUUGAGAAGAAGAAAGGCACGUUUUAUUACACUAAUAAAAUCGGAGGCACACCGGACCCGAUUCCUGGUAUAUCCCAUGCAUAUAACCAAUGCGCUGUAUGUGAUGGGAUCCUCGGUCAUGUUGUGCAGAUCUACUGCCCCCUUGCGGCAUCUCCGUAUCACCGCACCAUUCAUGUGUUUGCCUGCCCUAAUCCACAGUGUAGUGGCAAGCCAGAAAGCUGGAAGGCUUUGCGUUCCCAGUUUUUGGAAUCAGAGAUGAAACAACCUUUAGCGCUCCAGGAUAUGAAUGGUUUACAAGUAAAACAAGCUGCAAUGUCAACAACGGACUGGUGCGAUGAAGCUGAUGACUGGGGGAUGGAGGCUGAGGACAAUGAACCUGAGAGCAGGUCACAGGCUCACACAGAAACAGCCCAGCCAGUGAUGGACAGCCUUACAGCUGGACUGGAUGUCAGCAAUAGGCUUCAAGGCCUUUGUUUAAAUUGGCCAGGGGACCAUGGAGGUGCUGUACCCCCCACUGCUGUGCCCACCUUUCAACCAUUUUACAUCAGUGUUGUGGAGGAGGCAGACCUCGUGGGCCAUGACGACCUGCAACAUGCCAAUAAACUGUUGAGGGAAUAUGAGGAGAGAGAGGGAGUGGCUGUUGGGGAGAUUGGAACUUGUGAAGGUGAAAGGGCCGAGAAGUAUGAGAAAGCAGAAGCCAAACAUGGAGAUGCAGUCUUCUCAAGUUUCAUGAAAAGAAUCUCUCUCUGUCCAGAACAAGUUCUUCGAUACAGUUGGAGUGGGUCACCGUUAUUUAUAGCUGAACCUCCUUCAAACAUAAAUCAGAUGGUGCCAACCUGUGCACAGUGUGGCAGUCCGAGAGUUUUUGAAUUUCAGCUGAUGCCCACGCUCGUCAGCUUGCUCCGCAGUAAAGACUUAAGUUCAGAGCUUGUAUUGGAGUUUGGAACAGUUCUAGUCUACACUUGCAGAGACAGCUGCUGGACAUCUGGAUCAAAUGCUCCUGUCAAAGAAUUCCUCUUUGUGCAAGCUGACCCAGAUCAAAAGCUGUUUAAGUGACAGUAAUAACUGAUAGACAAUAAAGAGCAAAUCAAAUGCA
Messenger RNA from Pygocentrus nattereri (red-bellied piranha), 1175 nucleotides. RefSeq names its product programmed cell death 2-like (gene pdcd2l). NCBI's taxonomy places the organism in Eukaryota, Metazoa, Chordata, Actinopteri, Characiformes, Serrasalmidae. Bases 41 to 1135 code for a protein of 364 amino acids. Gene Ontology annotation, cellular component: cytoplasm. The transcript has 6 exons. The record is from RefSeq and is a predicted model, not a curated record.